GCGCCGGGGGCUGGCUGAGCUGCUGUGGCGGCAGCGAGAAACGGAGCGAGCCCGGCGGCCGCGGGCAGGCCCGGAGGCAACGGAGGAAGCGGUCAUGUCGCGCUACACGAGGCCCCCCAACACCUCCCUGUUCGUCAGGAACGUCGCGGACGCUACCAGGCCUGAGGACUUGCGCCGUGAGUUUGGUCGAUAUGGCCCUAUAGUAGACGUUUACAUUCCACUUGACUUCUACACCCGCCGCCCAAGAGGAUUUGCUUAUGUUCAAUAUCCUUUGUUUUACUUCAUAUUUGAAGAUGUUCGUGAUGCUGAAGAUGCUCUUUAUAACCUCAAUAGAAAAUGGGUAUGUGGCCGUCAAAUUGAAAUACAGUUUGCACAAGGUGAUCGAAAAACACCAGGCCAAAUGAAAUCAAAAGAACGUCACCCUUGUUCUCCAAGUGAUCAUAGGAGAUCAAGAAGCCCCAGCCAAAGGAGAACUCGAAGUAGAAGUUCUUCAUGGGGAAGAAAUAGGAGACGGUCUGAUAGCCUUAAAGAGUCUCGACACAGGCGAUUUUCUUAUAGCCAAUCUAAAUCUCGCUCCAAAUCACUACCACGGCGGUCUACCUCAGCAAGGCAGUCAAGAACUCCAAGAAGGAAUUCUGGUUCUAGAGGACGGUCAAGGUCCAAGUCCUUACCAAAAAGGUCCAAGUCAAUAGGAAAAUCACAAUCAAGUUCACCUCAAAAGCAGACUAGCUCAGGAACAAAAUCAAGAUCACAUGGAAGACAUUCUGACUCCAUAGCAAGAUCCCCUUGUAAAUCUCCCAAAGGGUAUACCAAUUCUGAAGCUAAAGCACAAACAGCAAAACACUCUCAUUUUCGAUCACAUUCCAGAUCUCGGAGUUAUCGUCAUAAAAACAGCUGGUGAACAGCCACAGAAGAGCGCUACAUAGUCUUGAAUG
This is a messenger RNA of Neomonachus schauinslandi (Hawaiian monk seal), 935 nucleotides long. RefSeq names its product serine and arginine rich splicing factor 12 (gene SRSF12). Gene Ontology annotation, molecular function: RNA binding. The coding region runs from base 95 to 901 and encodes 268 amino acids. The transcript is spliced from 5 exons. Lineage: Eukaryota; Metazoa; Chordata; Mammalia; Carnivora; Phocidae. The record is from RefSeq and is a predicted model, not a curated record.